AUGGGUGAGGUGGGUUAGAGUAGGGUAGGGGAAGGUGUUGUGGAGUAAAGUAUGGUACUUUAGGUUAGUGGAUGGUCUGUUAAUAUAGGAUAAGGUAUGUUAAGGCAGGCUAUGGUAUGCUGUCCUAUAAAGAGUCGUAUUAAGGCAGAAAAAAGCCAUGUUAAGGUAGAGAAAGAUACGUUAGUCUAUGUUAAAGUAUAUAUAAUGACAUUCUUUCUUUUUCCAUAAACUUUUCGACCGGUAUCAGUCUUUUACCCAAAAAAGUCUAUCUAAUUCUCGACCGUUCUGUUAAAAAACAAAAAUCCGCAGUGCCUUGUAGCCAACUCUGAUAUGUCUAGUAUUCUUGGGUUCAGUGACAAUUGGCAACCCUAAUGCUCGACAUAUCGGAGGUGGCACAAGUGUCAAGAUUUUUUAAUUUUUAAAAAAUUUUUUGGUCGAUUCUGGUCUUGGACGGUAAAUUUUAAUUUUUUUAAAUUUUGGAAAUCUCGUUUUUAAUUUAAAAAUUCGUUUAAAUUUCUUUAAAACCAAAUAAAACCUCAAUCCCUAACCCAUUAGUCCUUCAGAACCCGGACCAAGAACUCCAAUUUGAUGUUCACAUUAUCAGUUAUGCCAAACAAAUCACAAACGCGGUCUCCACCUUAGUCAAGGCCGCCCAAUCCACCCAGCGAGAGCUAGUCCAACAAGGUCGAAUCGACCCUCGGCCACAACAAUUCAAAGGAAAUGACUAUCAGUGGAGCGAAGGCUUUGUUUCGGCCGCCAAAGCCGUGGCCGCAGCCGUUCAACAGCUCUGCGAGACCGCCAAUAAUGUUGUAGCUGGGCACGCUAGCGAAGAAAAGCUAGCUGCAUGUGCCAAAACAGUAGCCGCUCACACGGCACAGUUGUUGGUGGCAUGUCGGGUGAAGGCCGACCAAGGCAGUCACAACAUGCAGAGGUUACAGUCAGCUGGUCAAGCUGUGAGAAUCGCGGCUGAAAGUUUGGUGAAUGCUGCUAGGCAACAAGUUGCUGAAGAUGAAAGAAUCGUCGUCAUAAACGAUAGGAUGGUUCAUGGAAUUGCUCAGGUAAAUAGACAAGUCAAAAGUUAAUAAAAGGCAAAAGUUAAUACACAAACAUAGAAGAUGAAAAAAAAUAGAAAAAGCACAUGAUAAAGGGACAAAAGAAGGCAAAAAGUAUGAAAAAUAAGGCAAGAAACAAAUAAAAAAGAUAAAGAAUGAAGCGUAAAAUUAUAAAGAAAUGAAAAAAAGAAACAAUAAGGCUCUAUUGGGUAUUAAAAAAAAGUCUUGUCGCAAAUUUACGAAGGUUUACACUGUCAGAAACGACAAGACUUUUUUACUUUUAAUGUUUCCUUACCCAACACAGCAUAACUUUACCUAUAGAUAAAGAAGAAGCAAAAACACUAUUUUUUUAAAUUGGAAGAAAUUACAGUAUCCUAUAGAAAUGGCAAGGAAAAGAAACAAAUUUCGUUUUUUUUUGAAAAUAAAAAUAUCAAAAUUAAUGUCAAUAUCAAUAAUACCUUUGAUCUAAAACUAAUGCUAAGCCUAUAAAACACCUUUCAAUUACAAAAACAUAACUAAAACAAAGAAAAUCAAGCUUACUAUCACACUAAACCCACUUUAUUGUAGGUAAUGAAAGCUCAAGAAGAGGUGCUACGCAAAGAGCGUGAACUGACCGAAGCCCGACGUCAGUUGGCCGAGGUGAAUAAGUCACGGUACGCUCCACAAGAUUCGGAAGAAGAAGGCGCAUAA
This is a messenger RNA of Bursaphelenchus okinawaensis, 1742 nucleotides long. Lineage: Eukaryota; Metazoa; Nematoda; Chromadorea; Rhabditida; Aphelenchoididae. The record is from the annotation of a GenBank genome assembly.